CACAAGGUCUCAUAUACAUGCAGCAAUAUUACAUCUAAUCACCGUACGACAUUUAACAUUUUAAAAUAACAUCAAUCCAUCGAGGCGAUCAUCAUCAAGGCCUAAAUAUACCAGAAUGGGUUCCAUUGUCAAAGAUAUUCAGGAGAUUGAAAUUCUUCGUCAUUACCAUCUGGACAAGACAAAUCCGGACGUUUGGGUUGAUGAAGAAGAUUUGCCUUCCUGGGUUCAUGAUGAUGAUAUCAAUACUGAUCAUGGUGGACGAACGACCCCUAGGGAGCCAACUCGAAGUGGAAGAGGGGGAGGAGCAACAGGAGGUCCAUCUUCACAGGAUGAUGAGACAUUUACUCUUUCAGAGCAGGUCGAUCUUUUAGGGUUAAUCAAAGGAAAUAUCUUGAAGUCUAAGAACGUACGAGGAGAUACUAAUCUCAUUUCUUCCACACAAAAGAGUUUUAAUCCACAACGAUAUCUUUAUGCAGUGCAUGCAGAUACCUCUUAUGAUGACCUUUGUGUGGGUGUUGAUAAUCUUCAGGCUUCAAUUGCUCAAAGAUCCUCUGCUCUGAAGGUCUUGGUACAAAAUAAUUUUAAUCGCUUCGUAAGCGCCAAGAAUGUGAUUGAUUCUGUUUAUGAUGACAUGAAGGAAAAGACUCUUAAUGAAGCCCAGGAUUGGGGUACCAACCGUCUAAAUAAUAUCCUUCGAGAGUCAUAUGGAAAGGCGCAUGAAGUAAUCAAUCCUCUUUUAGAACGCCGCGAGAAAAUCGAAAAGUUGCGCUCAACAGUUGGACUUAUGGAGCCUUAUCGACUCUUCUUCAACUUGCCCAAUACACUUCAAGAGAGUAUCAAACAAGGAAAGUAUCAACAAGCAGCUCGCGACUAUAAUAAAGGCAAAGUGUUAUUAGCGCAGGCUUUCCCUACCAACACUGGGGCAACAACAGCACCAUCGACCUUGAGCAGCGAUAAUGCAUCGACCCAUUCACAUUCAUCAACAUCUAAUCUGAUUGAGACGAAACGAAGGGUGUUUGAUAGAGUUUGGUCCGAGGUUGAAAGGAUUGUGGCCAAGCUGAGAGCGGAUUUGGAAUCACAGCUAGAAGAACCCUGGCGUGGAAUGGAAGAACAUGAGCGCAAUAUCAGACUUUUAUUUGAAUUGGACACCACAAAAGAUCCUGUAUGGCAUUGUUUAUCCAGUCAAUUUCGUUGGAUUAAAAAGAUUAUGGUGGAAUCGUAUGAUGAACAGACAAUUAUUGUCGAAGAGCUCCGUAAGAGUGAUGAAUAUCUACAAAGUCAAAAUAUGACUGUGAGUGGCCGUACGGCUCUCUUCAAGCAGAUAUUGGCAAAUGUAAAUUCUACAGAAUUCGAAAGCAUGUUUGCCAAGGAACCUGAGGUCAAGAUUUGGCUUGCAAUAUCAACAGGUGUCAAGACCCUUUCUGAGCUCUUGAUGCGACUUUUGCCAGAUUUCUGGAAGCUGGCAACCACUUUCAUGGAAGACAAGCUUCAGAAAGUUCAACCUCAGAAACGACGCACGGGCGGGAAUACUGUUGAUACUCAGAAGGUUGCACAGUGUCAUGGGAUGGUGAGGGAGAUUAUUGAGCUUUAUUCAUCGCAAAUGACCUCAAUGCUGAUCGACAACCUGAUUCCAGAGCCACAGCCCCUUCCUAAUGAUGAAAAGAAUCAUGGUCAACAAGGUGAAGGAGAGGAACGAGAUCAAGCUCAACGUAUAUCGCGCAAGGAAAAUUCUGUGGUGACAGCAUUUUUCUUGAGCAAAAUGGUGACUGAAGUCAGUAACUGUGUUAAUGAUGUGAAUGGCCUGAGCAUACGUGGAGGCGCCUUCAUGGUCUUGGUAGACUUGAUGCAGCGUGUUCGUUGGAAAUUUGUAGAGGUCCUCUGCGAGCUCUGGGGCGAAGAUGCCAAGGUCUUUUAUAAGCACGAGGAUUGGACCCUUCAGUCUGAGAACUCACAGAUUACAUUGUUUGUGGAGCUGUUUUAUCAAUUCCAUGAAUAUUGUCUUCGCUCUGCUUACAAGUAUGCCAGCAUCUGGACUGCCACGACAGAGGAUCCUGUUCAACAUGACGAUGGCAAUGCCGUAGUCCCCACUCAAUACACAGAAAAAAUCCGACAGAUGUUUUUAGAUGCGUUAUAUUCAUUCCUGGAUGGACUUGUCCAUUUAGCAUUUGCUGAUGCAGAAAGAUCAAACCAACAACAAAAACAGCAGCAGCAGCAGCAGCAGCAGCAUAGUGAAUAUGAUCUUAGUGGUCCUGGUGCAGCAUCCUUUGAGAAUUUGGCUGGCGGAAAGAAAUCCAAACUUAUUGACAUCACCGAACUCGACCCACGAAUCUUGAUCACAAUCAGCAAUUUGAGUGAACUUCGGGCAGUGACCAUUCCCAAACUGUUGGCUGAUUUUGAGAGGACUUGCGAUAUUAGAAUGAUGGAUGAUGGAAAGACAUUGAUUGAGGUGGUAGAUCAAUUGGAUAGUAUCUUGUUUGAGGACUACAUCAAGCGCAAGGCCGUGGUAGCAAGCCGAGUAAUCACAGAUGGUAUUUUGUACGGGGGUAUUGAUUGGCAGUCUACUCCAAAGCCUACUGGCGUACAUUCGUUCAUGUAUGAAGCACUGCUCUCGCUUGUGGUGGUGCAUGCUCAGAUCAGCGAGAUCGCGCCUCCACUUGUGUUCCGUGCACUGUCUGCAUUGUUAAUCAACAUGGCUCAGGAUUGUCUACGGUGUUUCCAGCAGGUGGAGCAGUUUGGAAUGGGAGGAAUGCUGCAAGCAACGCUGGAGAUGGAGUUUAUGAACCAUACAUUAUCUCAAUACCAGAGUCCAUCUUCGGAUGAAGUUCUGCAAAUGAUUUAUGAUACCAUUGACCGAGCCUAUAGGCCAGAAGGUGAAAACCUACAGAAUGAAAUGACGGCACUCAAGAAGCUGCUGGCGGAUGCUCGGCAGUCGACUCAGAUGCAGUUUAUGUGUUUUAAGAAACCAAGGUGAACAGAUUUAAUCAAACCGCAAGUUCAAAAUGUAGUAGAGGGAGAAGGAGAAGGAGAAGGAGAUAAAUAAUAAUAAUAAUAGU
Lobosporangium transversale is the source of this 3053-nucleotide messenger RNA. Its product is annotated as exocyst complex component Sec5-domain-containing protein. Gene Ontology annotation, cellular component: exocyst. The record is from RefSeq and is a predicted model, not a curated record. The coding region runs from base 116 to 2971 and encodes 951 amino acids. Gene Ontology annotation, biological process: exocytosis; Golgi to plasma membrane transport. The transcript is spliced from 11 exons. Lineage: Eukaryota; Fungi; Mortierellomycota; Mortierellomycetes; Mortierellales; Mortierellaceae.